Parathielavia appendiculata is the source of this 1033-nucleotide messenger RNA. RefSeq lists its product as uncharacterized. The transcript has a single exon. Lineage: Eukaryota; Fungi; Ascomycota; Sordariomycetes; Sordariales; Chaetomiaceae. The record is from RefSeq and is a predicted model, not a curated record. The annotation marks the transcript as partial.
CCCGUCGCGUUUUGUCCCUGGAAUGCCAAUGGAUUUAGCCAAGCCAGAGCUUGAACAGCUCUAUCGGCGCGCCAUCGCCGACCCCCACUCCAUCUCGCGCGCCGAACGCAACGCCAUUUGGGGCUACCCACCCCCCGAGGAGGAAGACCGGCUGUGCGUCGCCAAGACGGGUCUCACCCGGGCCGGGCUGGUGGCCAAGGCGGCCGCGCAGCCGGACGAGCUCACGCUGUGCGAAGCCAAGAUUCUCCAUCAUCAUCGCGGCGUGAACUUUGACGAAGCCGAAGAGGCCGCGCCGAUUACUGAUACUCUUGACGGCUUUGAUCGGCUCGAGGCGGCGCUGUGGGAGUGUAUCAUGGAGGAGCUGCGGGGGCCUACGCCGCUGGAGAAGCUCUACAACGAGGCAGUGGCGCGAUUGUGCGCUGUCCGCUCACCCGAGGAGACCACCGCAGUGACGAAUGCCGCGAGGCGAGAAAACGAACUUGCAAUGGCUGAUUUGGAGACCCACGAGAUGUUGUGGCGGGAACACGAAAAGGCGAGGAGGUUAAAGGUCGGCACGCCCUGGAUAAGGCGAAUUCUUGGAGCCGGUCUGCUCGAGGACGGCGCCGAGUGCUGGGGCUUCGUUGUCUUCCGCACCGGGUGCUACCACGGCGAAGAGAACGAGGCCUCGUGGAAGAGGUUUCGCGAUCACUUGCUCAAGGUCGCCGAGACAUCCUUGCUGAACUAUUACAGCGGGCCCGAGCUGUGGCCUUCGCUCCGCAUUGUCUUCGUUGAGGACAAGGAGUUGGAGGGUGCCUCGAAUGAGCAGCUCCGUAUCUGGUUCCGGAAGAUGCGUGAUGGAGCCGGGGGCGAGCAGCAUCUACCCAAAGGGAUCAGGACCAACUGCUUCCUCGUUGCCGACGAGGCAGUUAUCAGGAGCGAGGCGGCCCAGACGCCAUAUACACCGAGGUUCAGGUAUAUGGACGUUAUAGAAUUCGGCGUGGAGAUCCUGGACGAGGAUCCGGUGGUAUAUAUCCGCGCCGUCGACCCGGACUAC